Penicillium malachiteum is the source of this 2409-nucleotide messenger RNA. RefSeq names its product beta-glucosidase. The coding region runs from base 1 to 2409 and encodes 802 amino acids. Gene Ontology annotation, biological process: glucan catabolic process. Gene Ontology annotation, molecular function: beta-glucosidase activity. The transcript is spliced from 8 exons. The record is from RefSeq and is a predicted model, not a curated record. NCBI's taxonomy places the organism in Eukaryota, Fungi, Ascomycota, Eurotiomycetes, Eurotiales, Aspergillaceae.
AUGUUUGCAGAGAAGACUGUUCUUGCGCUUGCUAUUCUGUCCCUUUGUGGACUUGGCCAUGCCGAGAGCAACAUUACUUCCGAUACCUACUUCUAUGGAGACUCUCCGCCUGUGUAUCCCUCGCCAAAUGGCACUGGGACUGGUGACUGGGCUACAUCCUACCAAAAGGCGGCAGCCCUAGUUGCCCAGAUGACAUUGGAGGAGAAGAACAACCUCACAUACGGAAUUGAAACAUCAGGUACGGGUUGUGUGGGAGCCAUUGGGGCAAUCUCUCGCCUUGGAUUCCCGGGUUUGUGUCUUCAAGAUGCGGGCAACGGUGUCCGUGAAGCAGAUUUCGUGAAUAGUUAUCCAAGUGGACUCCAUGUUGGUGCUAGUUGGAAUAAGUCUCUCGCGCACGAUCGUGGCUGGUACAUGGGUGGUGAAUUCCGCACCAAGGGUGUUAACAUAGCGCUGGGCCCCGUGGUUGCCCCAAUGGGACGACUGACUACCAACGGGAGAAACUGGGAAGGUGUCGCCAGUGACCCGUAUCUUAGUGGUGUUCUCGCAGCGCAUACUGUGGAUGGUAUGCAAGGGCAGGGUGUCAUUUCAAGUGUUAAGCACUUCAUUGGAUACGAACAAGAGCUGUACCGUAACCCUACCACCAACUCCGAUAACGAGACCGUGGAGUCUAUCUCCAGCAACAUUGAUGAUAAGACGAUGCAUGAAGCAUACCUAUGGCCAUUCCAAGAUGCACUGAAGGCUGGCGCUGGAAACAUUAUGUGUUCUUACAACCGUGUCAACAACUCUUAUGCAUGCCAGAACAGCAAGACCUUGAAUGGAUUGCUUAAGACAGAGCUUGGCUUUGAAGGAUUCGUUGUCACUGACUGGGGUGGCCAGCAUUCAGGUGUCGGUUCUGCUCUGGCUGGUCUUGAUAUGGCCAUGCCAACGGGUGAAACAUACUGGGGUACCCUCUUGAAAGAAGCAGUCAAAAAUGGUAGUGUUCCGCUCUCUCGUCUUGAUGACAUGGCUACAAGAAUUAUUGCAACCUGGUACCAGAUGGGCCAGGAUUCACCGAGCUACCCUGCAUUGGGCGUUGGAAUGCCAACCAACAUUAGCGAGCCUCAUACAAUUGUCAACGCGCUUACCCCCGAAGCUAAGCCGGUCCUUUUUGAGGGUGCAGUGGAAGGACAUGUUCUUGUCAAGAAUGUUAAAAACGCUUUGCCUCUAAAAAAGCCCCAGUUGCUCUCCGUCUUUGGAUGGGAUGCUGUUGCGCCUGUUAGCUACAUUCCUAAUAAUGUCCUUGUGACAGACCCCUGGGAAGAAGGCUAUGAGCCAGUUUUAUUCCAGCUCGACGGAGACGCCGAUAGCACAGACAUCAUCGACGAGCCAUAUGACUACCAAGUUGCUUUCAAUGGUACACUUAGUGUUGGUGGUGGCUCUGGUGCAAAUGCUGGUCCUUAUAUCAGUGCUCCUCUGGAUGCCCUUCAACAACGAGCAUAUGAAGACAACACCGUUAUCAUGUGGGACACUGGAAAGGACCCAAACAAAUUGGGCGUUAUGGAGGCAUCGGAUGCAUGCCUUGUGUUCAUCAAUGCAUUUGCUACUGAGGGCCUGGACCGUUCCGGAACUUACGACAGCUACUCGGACUCCUUAGUCGCCAAAGUAGCAAAUACGUGCCCUAAUACCAUUGUCGUUGUUCACAACGCUGGUACUCGCUUGGUCGAGUCAUUCGCAGAGAACCCCAAUGUCACCGCGAUUGUCUUUGGCCAUCUCCCUGGUCAGGACUCCGGUCGAGCUAUCACAGCUCUGCUCUACGGCGAUGAAAACUUCAGCGGCAAGCUCCCCUACACUGUUGCCAAGAACGAAACCGACUACCCAGCAUACUGGCAUAGCUAUGCAGUCACUCCGUUUGCACUUUUCCCUCAGUCUAACUUCACCGAAGGAGUGCUGCUUGACUACAAGUGGUUUGACGCGAAGAACAUCACGCCUCGAUAUGAAUUUGGAUUCGGUCUCUCUUACACCAACUUUUCAUUCUCAAACCUCCACGUCUCUUCCGUGCAAGAUGGAAUCGCCGCCUACCCUAGUGGUGUGAUUCAGCAAGGAGGUCAAGUGGACCUGUGGGACAGCAUUGUCAAUGUUACCGCUACAGUCCAGAACUCAGGAAGCAAGUCAGGCGCUGAGGUUGCCCAGCUAUACCUUGGUAUUCCCGGUGGACCCGUGAGACAACUUCGUGGAUUUGACAAGGUUCGAAUCCCAGCCGGUCGCUCGACUCAAGUAUCUUUCUCUCUGAACCGACGUGAUCUCAGUACUUGGGAUGUCGCAGCACAGAAAUGGAAGCUCCAGAGCGGGAAUUACAAGGUUUAUGUCGGUUCAUCGAGUCGCAGUCUGCCUUUGAAGACCAUAUUGAAGAUUACUACCGAUUCGAGCUAG